UGUAGACUCAGAACAUGACAGUGAGGACACUCUAACUUUAUGUAAUCAGCUCCUUGAACGUUUGAUGAUGAGAGGAAGCAGGGUGAAUCACAUUCUCACCUCUGCUUUCAUUCCUCAACACCAUCUCUUAAACAAGCAAUUGGUCUGUUUGCUUUAGCGGGCAGAUUUGAACAAUGGAUAGUUGGAUGCUGAUGAUCCUUGUUUUUAUGCCAGGUGUUUGGAGUGGAGAUUGGGGGGUGACCUUCGGAGAUCAGUGUGCUUUGAGAGGGGGGUCAGUAGUUAUGAAGUGUAGCUAUGACUACCCUUGGCGUGAUACAGUCACUCAGGUGGAAUGGUCUAGAACCCUGGUUACAUCUGGCACGUGGCGGCUGCAUCCCCUUUCUAGUCUCCCUUCGCCCCGGGACUUUAAAUACGUGGGUAAUCUAUAUCAUAACUGUAAUCUGAAGAUCAACAACGUAAAACCCACUGAUGAAGGACAAUACUAUUUUAGUUUUGUGACAACAUCAGACAAAUGGACAAGCAAAACCUAUGCUUAUUUGUUUGUUAAAGAGUUAACCGCUGUUUUGAAACCGAGCACUGUGAAAGAGGGAGAUGAUUUCAGGCUGACCUGUGUGUCAGAAUGUCCUACAUCUACAACCAUUGUCUGGUUUAAAGAUGGACAGCAAGUGCCGACACCAGGGUCCCCGGUGAGGAGAGAGGAUGCUGGGAGCUACUUCUGUGCUGUCCUGGGACAAGAGACAGUCAGAUCCAACUCUGUGACUCUAAAUGUUCAGUACGGCCCAGAGAACAUUUCAAUUUCAGUAGAUGAUCAACAAUUUACUGAGGGCAGCAGUGUGAAUCUGACCUGCAGCAGUGUGGCCAACCCUGCGGCCGACAACUACAGCUGGUACAAGAGGACAGACUCUCCCAGCUCCAGCUCAUGGCUCCAGGUGGGCUGGGGACAGGUGCUGUCUCUUCCCUCUGUGGAGGCGUCCCACACUGGACUCUACCUCUGCCAGGCCAGUAACAGUGUGGGGACGGGCAACUCAACUGCUCAGCUGGUGACCCUGAUAACAGAGGACCGCGGCAGCCAGAUUCACGUGAUCAUCAUAGCCAGAGUAGGGGUCUUUGUUUUGGUGACUCUCGUGGUAGCUCGUCUUUUGUACUGGGCCACAAUAGGAAAGAGUGAGGCUUCUACGAUCUACUCGACUGUGGUCACAUCCAGCUGAUCCGAUGUGAAUAGAGGAAGCCUGGAGCCCAGUGUUAGUUAAAAGGUUGAAAAUGCCUUUUCUUCAUUCUUUUGUUUUAUGAUGUAAUUUAUUAUACCACUUUGUUCCUUCAUGGUUUAGUUUACAGUUGCACUUACUGAAGCAGGUAUAUCAUACAAUCUGACUAUAUUUGAUAAAGCUACCCCAGAGAUUGUUGCUGUUGUGAUUAUGAGACUGCAAACUACAGUAUAACUAUAUAUGCAGCAGUGUAGAGAAUAUUUAAUACGAAUAAAUGGACUUUAUCAAAACA
Pleuronectes platessa (European plaice) is the source of this 1497-nucleotide messenger RNA. Its product is annotated as B-cell receptor CD22. The transcript is spliced from 7 exons. NCBI's taxonomy places the organism in Eukaryota, Metazoa, Chordata, Actinopteri, Pleuronectiformes, Pleuronectidae. The coding region runs from base 174 to 1208 and encodes 344 amino acids. The record is from RefSeq and is a predicted model, not a curated record.